CGAUUAUACGACGGUUGGUCGAUCCUUUUGAAAGCACGAGGCUUGCCAGUCCGCCCACGCGACAGUCGCGAACAGUCGUCUUCGCUGGUAUACGCGCGUUCCGAUCACCUCCGAGGAGAGCUUGCGAUUCUUCGAUCAGCCUCUCCUUCUUCAUCGUGAACACACCAUUUGUUUGCUCGUUCUCGAUGGUUCACGUUCGACGAGUAGUAGUCGAUGGUUUUUUUCUUCUUCUUUUUCUUUUCUUUUUUUUUUUUAUUUAAGAUGAAAGUGCAGCGAAAGGAAAAGAUCCAUUGGUUGCAUAGAUCGAUUAAGAGUCGUCGCGAUGAAGAAGACUCUAAAAGGGUGAGAAGAUUGUGAUAGAUGUGUUAUUUAAGGCUGUGCGAUUUUGAAGACUUCAAUUUACUUGGAGAAGGAAGAAAAAAAAAAAAAAAGAAGAAAUAAACUGCAUGAUGAUACUCCGCAUCUGGAUUGAGUGGCGAACCAGCAACAUUCUUCCGGCGUGAUUCGCGACAAAAUUUCACCACUUUCCGUGAUUCUGUGAAUGGCAGCCGAAGUUCCCAUAAUCCCACAGGAUCUCGAUGAGAAAGGAAAGAUGACAGGAGUGGAGAGAUUUCGACGUUUAGCGAUACGAUACAAUCCUAAAAGAGCAAAGGAUGAAAGUUUAAGUACUAUUUUUGCCUUGGUAACUGAAGCAUACGAUGUACUUUCAGAUCCUCUUAAAAGAACUGUAUAUGAUCAAUUCGGUGAGGAAGGUCUUAAAAAUGGCAUACCUGGAACCGAAGAAUUCAUCUGUCCAUAUGUUUAUCAUGGAGAACCGAUGAGAACUUAUAGGGAAUUCUUCGGUACCGAAAGUCCUUAUGCUGAUCUAAUCUACGCAGUAACGCAGUCUCCAUCUCUUCUCGAAUUUCCCGAGGGGCGGGGUAUAAAACGUAAAGAAGAGCCUCUGAUAAAAACCUUGUACUUAACCCUUCUGGAGGUUUUUCUUGGUGGAAUUAAGAAAAUGAAGAUACAGAGAUUGGUUUUGGUAGGGGAUGAUAAAUCUAUGACAGUAGUAAAAGAAAAAAUUUUAACAAUACCUAUUAAACCAGGCAUACCGACAGGAACGAGGAUAACAUUUCCAGAGGAAGGUGACCAAGGACCCACGAAAAUACCUGCGGAUGUAAUCUUCAUCACGGAGGACCGGCCUCACGAGACCUUCCGAAGAGAGGGCUCUGACUUGCACAUGACGGUCGAUAUCUUUCUGCGAGAGGCACUGACCGGAACAGUGGUCACCGUCGACACCCUCGACGACAGAACCCUUCGAAUACCACUAACGUCUGUCAUCACACCAGAUUAUAAAAAACGCAUACUUGGAGAAGGAUUGCCAUUACCAGAAAAUCCAAAAGGAAAAGGAGAUCUAAUUAUAACCUUUAACAUUGAAUAUCCGGUAUAUAUGCCAGUAUCAAAUAAAAAUUAUGUUAAACGAGCGUUUGAUACAUCAGAAGAUAUUAGAGAUACAGAAUAUGUUCAUCGUCUUAUAUUGGCUAAUAAAAUGCGUAGAAAUAUUGAUUUUGAUGUUCCUGUACGCCGAGAUCCUAAAGAUUAUGAAGCAAAAGAAUUAGACUUUAUUUGUAACAUUUAA
This is a messenger RNA of Apis laboriosa (Himalayan honeybee), 1621 nucleotides long. Its product is annotated as dnaJ homolog subfamily B member 13-like. The transcript has 7 exons. The record is from RefSeq and is a predicted model, not a curated record. Gene Ontology annotation, molecular function: protein-folding chaperone binding. NCBI's taxonomy places the organism in Eukaryota, Metazoa, Arthropoda, Insecta, Hymenoptera, Apidae. Gene Ontology annotation, cellular component: cytosol. Bases 542 to 1621 code for a protein of 359 amino acids.